AUGGCGCCCAUGGUAGCUGGCAAGGAGCGCGAGUCCAAUCUUGCACGACUCUUGGGUUCUGGCUCUGCUGGUAUCUCUGAGCUGGCUGUCUUCCACCCGGUCGAUACCAUUGCGAAGCGAUUGAUGAGCAACCAGACGAAGAUUGCAAACAGAGCCCAGUUGACUACAGUCAUCUUCAAGGACAAGGCAGCGGCACCGCUUGGUCAGAAAUUCGUCUCGCUGUUCCCAGGUCUAGGAUAUGCCGCAGGAUACAAGGUCCUGCAAAGAAUAUACAAGUAUGGUGGUCAGCCGAUAGCUCGCGACUACUUAGCAGCGCACUACGGCAAGGACUUCGAGAGCGCAUUCGGAAAGAAGACAGGCAAGGCCAUCAUGCACUCAACAGCCGGAAGUCUGAUCGGUAUCGGCGAGAUCGUCCUGCUCCCCUUAGAUGUCCUGAAGAUCAAGCGUCAGACGAACCCAGAGGCCUUCCGAGGACGAGGUGUCUUGAAGAUCGUUGCCGAUGAGGGAUUCGGACUAUACAGAGGUUGGGGGUGGACAGCUGCCCGGAAUGCCCCCGGAUCAUUCGCGCUCUUUGGUGGCUCGGCCUUCACCAAGGAAUACCUGUUCAAGCUGAACGACUACAACAAGGCGACUUGGUUCCAGAACUUCAUUGCUUCGAUUGGUGGUGCCACAGCCUCUCUCAUUGUCUCUGCGCCAUUGGACGUCAUCAAGACUCGUAUCCAGAACCGCAACUUUGAGAACCCAGAGAGCGGCUUCCGCAUCCUGUCCAACAUGGCAAAGAACGAAGGAUUCUCUAGUUUCUUCAAGGGAUUGGUCCCCAAGCUUCUCAUGACUGGACCCAAGCUUGUUUUCUCCUUCUGGCUUGCCCAGACACUCAUCCCGGCAUUUGACGGCAUGUUGAAAUAG
Messenger RNA from Anthostomella pinea, 906 nucleotides. NCBI's taxonomy places the organism in Eukaryota, Fungi, Ascomycota, Sordariomycetes, Xylariales, Xylariaceae. The record is from the annotation of a GenBank genome assembly.